Molecule: messenger RNA, 4056 nt
Organism: Dioscorea cayenensis subsp. rotundata (Guinea yam)
Lineage: Eukaryota; Viridiplantae; Streptophyta; Magnoliopsida; Dioscoreales; Dioscoreaceae
Product: disease resistance protein UNI-like
Exons: 4
Coding region: 1575-3119 (514 amino acids)
Biological process (GO): defense response to other organism
Molecular function (GO): protein binding; ADP binding
Source: RefSeq, a predicted model, not a curated record
ACCAGCAAGAAUGAAAAAGAUAAACAAAUGUUGAUCAAAAUAGAUUUCAGCAUCUUAGCCCAUAAUGCUAACAUAUACACAUAAAUAUAAAACCAAAAGAUAGCUGAAAAUAUGUAUACGUGGAUUUACUUAUUUGGAAUAGCUCCAUUCCAACUCACUCCCACAAGGUAAGACAAUUCUCCAUCAAAACCCUAUCAAUAGGAUAACCAAAUCUAAUUGCUCAAUGCCAAAAUAAAACCCACUAAGCAUUUGGCCACACCAACAAUGGCAUAAACUAAUGAGAGCAUUCCAAGCAUUUUUUACUCAAAGCAAGGUAACUAUUAGAUUAGGGAAGACAUGUUGUCAUAGCAAGGAAGUGAUACACUCAUGCUUUAAUAAAUAUCUAAGGUUCACAAAAUCUUAAAGUAAUUAGACUUGACAAACCAAUGAAGUAAAUCUAACAACAAAGUCUCCAAGGGCAUUUCAACAAGCACCUUGUGUGCAUGAUCAAAAAAUAAGUGUUAGCAUAAUUUUGACAACAACCAUGCUAAUAAUAAUACAUACAUACAUAAAACACAGAAAAAGAUUUCGGCCAAGCAAGGAUUUUUCAAAGGCUUAGCACACGCACAACCAACACAAGGCUCACCACUCAAGACAAACAUAUCAAAGCACAAGGGACAAGGUUUCAGCUGAAAGUAAAUUGAGAGCUUGCUGACCAAAUAGCUAUAGAAAAUAAGCCACUCCACUCUAGAGCUUCCUCUCUAACCUCCAGCCAACCAAGCUUUCUAAGGUUGUAACAAGAUAAAGAAGAAGAUGAUGAAGAGAACCUUAGCCUUUUGACAUUUCCUAUGCCAAGGAAUGGCUUCUGUUGUGGCCAAAGGAGAGGGAGAACAAAGAAGUAAACCAUGGUUGACCAUGCUUGAUUGGUGUGGGGCUCACAUAUCAUAACACCACAAGUAGAGAUCCAUGGAUUAAAAAUAAAUAAAAAAAUCUUGUUCCGCGGCUUCCGCCUUCCUUCUCAUAACAUUACAAAUAUCAUAACAUCACACCACAUUAAUUUGGAGUGUGCAAAGAAGAAAAUCUCACAAAUCACAAUUGAGAGGUGCGCAAAUGGACUUUGUUGGGAAACUUUGCAUUGGGGCUGUCUGUUCUUGCAUUCAGAGUCCUGUUGCACAAAAGAGAAACUUGAUAGUUUAGACAGCCCCAUGGAAGCUCUCAUGGCCAGGAAGAGGGACUUUGAGACACAGCUUGAUAUUCCCUGCAGCUCAAGACAAAGACCAACCUAUCAGCUUCAACUAUGGCUCGAAAAGGUUAGUGAAAAAGAUGAGGAGGUAAAGCAGUUGAAAGAUAAAUUUGGCAAACAGGGAUGCAUUUUUGGCCCUUGUUAUCUAAAUUGUUAUUCAAGGUAUAGAACAAGUAGAGAUGCAAUGAUUUUAUUGAAUGAGAUAAAUGAGUUGAAAGAAUAACAAUUACAAGUUUCAUUUGUAGAGGAACAACCUCCUAUACCAGUCCCUGCUUCAUUAAAAGUAGUGGGAAGAGGAAUUGGUUCAAAUCUUGAUGUUACUCGCAGUUAUCUAACAGAUGAAACAGUCGGAAUGGUGGGGAUAUGGGGCAUGGGGGGUGUUGGCAAGACCACACUAUUGAGAAAAAUCUACAACUCAUUGUUGGAUGAUGAAAACACAGGAUUCGAUUAUGUAAUAUUGGUUGUGGCUACAAAAGAUGUUCAGUUGGAAAAGCUUCGGGAAGAGAUAGCUACAAAAUUGCAAUUGAUCAGUUCAUCUAGCAAAGAAGGCAUAUCCAAUUUCUUGAAAACUAAAAAUUUUGUAUUGCUCUUGGAUGAUAUAUGGGUUGUAGUAGAUCUUGUGGAACUUGGGAUUCCUCAUCCUCAUAGUAACGACAACUCCACCAAACAAUACAAGCGGAAAGUGAUUUUCACUACUCGAUCUGAAGAAUUGUGCACUAAGAUGAGGGCUGAUGAGAAGAUUAAAGUGGAAUGCUUAGAGCCACAAGAAGCAUGGGAUCUUUUCAAAGAGAAUGUUAACUUAGAUGUUAUUGAGUCGGAUGUGAGGAUGAAGGAAAUAGCAAGACAAGUGAUGAAUGAAUGCAGAGGUUUGCCGCUCACUCUUAUACUGAUUGGUAAAGCCAUGUCGAACAAAAAGAAUUUUGAAGAGUGGGACUAUGUACUCAGGUCUAUGAGGAAGUCCAAAACUAGUAUAAUUCAAGAUGUUGAGAAAUCAUUGUAUCCAACUCUAGAAAUAAGUUAUGACAAUCUCCCUAAUAAACUUUGUAAAGAUUGUUUUCUAUAUAUUUCUUUAUGGCCAAGAGGUGUCGGUAUCUCCAAUGAAGAUAUUAUAGACUUCUGGAUAAGACUUGGACUAAUCCAUGAAUUUGAUAAUCUGAGGGAAGCUUAUGGUCAUGGGCAGUAUAUCCUUCGUUUACUAGAGGCAGCAUGUUUGUUGGAGCCUUAUGAGAAAGCAUAUAUGGAUUUCAAAAAAGAUCUGAGGUUACAUGAUGUGAUUCGUGAUAUGGCUCUGUGGAUAGUGGCAAAGUCUGAAGCUAGAAACAUAUGGAUAGCAAAUGCAAAUAUGGGAUUGAACAGAAUAUCAAAUGUGGCAGCUAAGAAAUGGCGGUUUGCAGUAGGGGUAUCUCUGAUGAACAAUAAUAUAGAAACUUUACCGAAAUUGACUCAACAAUGUUCUCACCUCCUGAGCUUAAUGAUGCAACAUAAUUUGAAUUUGAAGAAUAUUCCUGAUGGAUUUUUCUUGCGCAUGUCAAAUCUUAGAUAUUUGAAUCUAUCCGAGACUAAACUUAGAAGACUUCCAAGAGACGUAAAAUGUUUGGUUAAUCUGCAGUACCUCAACAUUUCAAAGACGGAAAUCUCAGUUCUACCAUCUGAGAUGAUAAACUUGCAAAAUCUGCAAUUUUUGAUCUGUCAGCAUUUGUGGUGGGAUCACAUAACACCUGAUGGAUUGGUCUCAAAAUUGCUGAACCUGCAGGUUCUUGACAUAUAUCCAAAUGCCGAGAUAAAACUAAAGGAGCUGAAUACAUUGAAAGAGAACAUCAAAGCAUUAGGACUGUGUGUAACGUCACUAAAUGUUCUGCAACAACUUUCAGAAUUACCAACAUGCACAUAUGUUUAGAAAGAUUGUAUGACUUGGUAUCACUUUCAUAUGAUGUUUUAAGUUGUAAAAGCAAUGGAUUCUUGCAAGAGCUAAUAAUCUGUUCAUGUUCACAGCUCGAUGAGAUAGUCAUGAAUGGAAGUGGCACUGAUCUCCGGCAUCUUGACUUGGGUCAUCUUCAGAAUUUAAAGAACAUUGUUUGGAAGGAUGUGGCGCCUCAACGGUUUUUUGUAAUCUGCAGCUUCUGACGAUAAAUGAAUGCCGAAUCAAAGAGUUAUUUACAGAGGAGGAUGGAGAAAUUCAAUGAGUAUCCGAAGCCCCUUCCUUUCCCAGCCUGAGAAGUUUGACACUCGAACAUUCACUGAAUUUAGUGAGCAUGAGCAAUCUAGCAUUGGAUUUUCCUCUUCUUUGCUCAUUUCCAAUAUUUAAUUGUCCGAAUUUAAAGAGGCUUGCAUUCAAACCAGACAUUGUCAACAAAGAAUUUGUACAAAUUCAUUGUGUUAAAGAGUGGUGGGAGAGAUUGGAGUGGGAAGAUGACACCAUCCAGUCUUUCCUUUCAAGAUUCAUCAAUUUUAUUGAGAUCAGUCAUUAUCUCUCAACUGUCCCAUUUUGAUUGAAGGUGUUGGAACUAUAUCCAGUUUAAAGAAGGAUGAAGAUGGUCGACCAGUAUUUGAAUUCAUUGAAGAAAAUUAAAAGCCUAAAAAAUUUCAGAUAUUUGUUAGAGAUCACCAAGUAUCAUACAGAUGCAACUUACAUAUGCAUGUUUCGUUCUUGAUGAAGACUUGGUCUAGUAUAUAAUUCAAAUGAAUCAAAUCUCUUUGAAUUAUUUGUUCUUGUUUUCGUGUAGGAAUACGAAUUGUUGUGUGAACUCUGUAAAUACAUAUUCAUCAAGCGUAUUCAAUAUAAUGAAGAAAUCUGUAAAUAUAUCUUAUACGUACAGUGAUUUUCAUUGAUGGCC